Molecule: messenger RNA, 584 nt
Organism: Ostreobium quekettii
Lineage: Eukaryota; Viridiplantae; Chlorophyta; Ulvophyceae; Bryopsidales; Ostreobiaceae
Source: the annotation of a GenBank genome assembly
AUGGGCAGCGCGUAUUUGGCGGCGUACAAUGGCAUACUAGCCGCAGGAUGGAGCUACUGCCUCUUCUUGGUGAUUCAAACAGCAAUGGUCGGAGGGUCCACAACUGAAGCAUGGGAGGUUCUGCAACAGCCAUUGAAGAUCUUCCAGACAGCAGCCUUGAUGGAGGUGCUGCACAGUGCAUUUGGCCUUGUGAGGUCCCCUGUCAUGGUCACAGCUUUGCAGGUUGCUUCAAGGAUAUUCGUUCUGUGGGGAAUUCUUGUCCCCCUGCCUGAAGAAACUGCCACACAGGCAGUGCAUUUGAUAACGGUGGGCACCAUUUCAGUGGACCUCAACAUCUUCACCCUUGUGGCAGCUUGGAGUGUUUCGGAAGUGAUCAGAUACGGAUAUUUUGCUUUCAAGGAGCUUGGGGUAGAGUUCUACCUGGCAAAGUGGCUGCGCUACACCGGCUUCAUUGUCCUCUACCCGGUGGGCGUGUCCAGUGAGCUUGCCAUGGUAUUCCUGGCAUUGCCGACAAUUAAGGCCUCCCGCAUGUGGAGCAUCGACAUGCCCAACACCUACAACUUUGCCUUCGACUACCAUAUCAU